AUGGCCACAACGGGUUACGAACCCUCAUACGAUAAAGAGGACUGCUGUUUACUACACGCGCAGGGUAUAGGCGUCCGCGCGCGGGUAGGUACGGCACGGUAUUGUGGCGCGCGUCCAGUUUCACUUGGUCUGAGUAUGGCGUGGGACGACGAGAAGGCGGCGCUGCUGGCGACGAUCCGCCGGCAGGAGCAGGAGGCCGCGGCGCUCUCCAGGCGCUUCAAGCUGCUGCAGCAGACGCUCAAGGAGCAGCAGAAGCUGCUGGACAGGUACCAGCGCGCGCUGGGGGACGCGCAGGCCGCAUCAAAGGCUCCUGCGGCCGCUGGCCCGUUAAUUGACAAAAGCAGUAGCAGUGUCGAAGACAAUAAGAAAACUACUGAAGCAGGCAAAUCAAAGGAGACCAAGGCUGUCGCUGCAAUUUCAUCCUGGGUGAAGAAGAAGACCGCGGCGUCUUCCGACUUGGAGACGAUCCCAGAAGCUGCUGAGCCUGUUGCAGUAAAGAAGGAGGCCGAGAAGAUGCAGAAGCAGGAGACAAAACAGAAGAAAGCUGAGGUGUUCAAACCAAUUGCCAAAAGAAGGAGCAGCAGCGGCCUGGCCGCUACGUGGGCCGAGGAGAAGCGCCGCAUGCUCAAGAAGCCCAAGUGGGAGCAGAACCUGGCUGCUGCUGCUUCGACUGGACCCAACAAGGAGAAUGUGCGAGCUGAGCAGGCGAAGAACCAGAAGGCGGGCUUCGCCUACGUUGAAGUUGUUCGCAACAGGGAGGAGAGGAGGGCCCUGCCGGGUCACGACUGCGUCGAGUGCAAGAAGUACUACGAUGCGCUGGGGGGACUCGGGGCGGCGGACGCUGCCGCACAGAAGAACAAGUGCUCGCGUCAUCGUGCGCGAUUCGAGCCGUACCAGACACCCGACGACUUCUGGAGACUGAGCUUCCCGGACUCGGAGCCUGAGCCUAGGUCGCCGUCGGUGAUUUGAAGCUGCUGUGGCGUAAAGGAAUUACAAUACGUAAUGCUGCUGCUG
Phytophthora sojae is the source of this 1014-nucleotide messenger RNA. RefSeq lists its product as hypothetical. Lineage: Eukaryota; Oomycota; Peronosporomycetes; Peronosporales; Peronosporaceae. The transcript has 2 exons. Bases 1 to 969 code for a protein of 322 amino acids. Gene Ontology annotation, biological process: double-strand break repair via homologous recombination; DNA double-strand break processing involved in repair via single-strand annealing. Gene Ontology annotation, cellular component: site of double-strand break. Gene Ontology annotation, molecular function: single-stranded DNA binding; double-stranded DNA binding; double-strand/single-strand DNA junction binding. The record is from RefSeq and is a predicted model, not a curated record.